AUGGACCAGUCGGACAACAGACCAGUCGGACAACUGACCAUAGUUGGUCAAUGGACCAGUCGGACAAUGGACCAGUCGGACAACGGACCAGUCGGACAACGGACCAGUCGGACAAGGGACCAGUCGGACAACGGACCAGUCGGACAAGGGACCAGUCGGACAAUGGACCAGUCGGACAACAGACCAGUCGGACAACUGACCAUAGUUGGUCAAUGGACCAGUCGGACAAUGGACCAGUCGGACAACGGACCAGUCGGACAACGGACCAGUCGGACAGUCACAAGGGACCAGUCGGACAACGGACCAGUCGGACAAGGGACCAGUCGGACAAUGGACCAGUCGGACAACAGACCAGUCGGACAACUGACCAUAGUUGGUCAAUGGACCAGUCGGACAAUGGACCAGUCGGACAAGGGACCAGUUGGACAACGGACCAGUCGGACAAGGGACCAGUCGGACAAUGGACCAGUCGGACAACAGACCAGUCGGACAACUGACCAUAGUUGGUCAAUGGACCAGUCGGACAAUGGACCAGUCGGACAACGGACCAGUCGGACAACAGACCAGUCAGACAAGGGACCAGUCGGACAACGGACCAGUCGGACAACGGACCAGUCGGACAAGGGACCAGUCGGGCAAUGGACCAGUCGGACAACGGACCAGUCGGACAAUGGACCAGUCGGACAACGGACGAGAUGGACAAAGGACCAGUCGGAAAACGGACCAGUCGGUCACAGAACCAGUCGGACCACCGACCAGUCGGACAACGAACCUGUUGGACAACGGACCAGUCGGACAAUGGACCAGUCGGACAACGGACCUGUCGGACAACAGACCAGUUCACCACACGAGGUCAGCCGUGUCCUAGCUGGCCCACAUGAUCUCCGCCAGACAAUGUCAGAUGGCCCGUCGUGA
This is a messenger RNA of Patiria miniata (bat star), 915 nucleotides long. RefSeq names its product dentin sialophosphoprotein-like. The record is from RefSeq and is a predicted model, not a curated record. Lineage: Eukaryota; Metazoa; Echinodermata; Asteroidea; Valvatida; Asterinidae. The coding region runs from base 1 to 915 and encodes 304 amino acids. The transcript is spliced from 2 exons.